Molecule: messenger RNA, 2359 nt
Organism: Thamnophis sirtalis
Lineage: Eukaryota; Metazoa; Chordata; Lepidosauria; Squamata; Natricidae
Gene: YOD1
Product: YOD1 deubiquitinase
Biological process (GO): ERAD pathway; protein deubiquitination; endoplasmic reticulum unfolded protein response
Cellular component (GO): nucleus; cytosol
Molecular function (GO): cysteine-type deubiquitinase activity
Source: RefSeq, a predicted model, not a curated record
GAAGCCCGGCCGCCCUCGGCAGGAACACUACAAUUCGGGCAGCGAUCAUGUUACGGCUGCGUUGUAAAGCGCGGAAUGGCUCCUUUCCGCUUCCCGGCCUCACGGCACAUUCCCGUCUACACGAACUCCAGGGCGUGAUCGCUGCCCUCACCGGUGUCCCCAUCCAGGCCCAGCGCCUGCUGCUCGGCUUCCCCCCCUCGUGCCUCGACCUCAGUGAUGAAGAGCAGCGCCUCGGAGAGCUGGGCAUUCAUUCCGGUGAUACUCUAAUAGUUGAAGAAGAUACAACCAAGCCCAAGACUGAUUCAUCUAUAGUUACAAAGCGGACUGUUUCUAAUUCGGUUAGAGAAGCUGUACCUGUGCUUGCCCGAAAGGUUGUUCCAGCUGACAACUCAUGUCUUUUUACCAGCAUAUAUUAUGUAGUAGAAGGUGGGGUUUAUGAACCAGGCUGUGCCCCAGAAAUGAGAAAUCUCAUUGCCCAAAUUGUAGCAAGCGACUUGGAAUCCUAUAGUGAGGCAGUCCUAGGAAAAAGUAAUCAGGAAUAUUGUGACUGGAUCAGAAGAGAAGAUACAUGGGGAGGUGCAAUUGAGGUUUCUAUAUUAUCUAAAUUCUAUCAGUGUGAAAUUUGUGUAGUUGAUACCCAGACAGUCAGAAUUGAUCGUUUUGGGGAAGAUGCUGGCUAUGCUAAACGGGUGCUUUUAAUUUAUGAUGGUAUUCACUAUGAUCCACUUGAACGUAAAAUCCCCAACUCAGACAUUCCUCCUCAGACAAUUUUUUCCACAAAUGAUGAUGUUGUCCUUGCACAGGCUUUGGAAUUAGCAGAGGAAGCCAGAAGAAAAAGACAGUUUACUGAUGUAAAUCGGUUUACAUUGAGAUGUAUGGUUUGUCAGAAAGGAUUAACAGGGCAAGUGGAAGCCAGAGAACAUGCCAAGGAGACUGGACACACCAACUUUGGAGAAGUGUGAAUUUUCUGUGAGGUUGGUCAUGUUUUCUACCUCACUGAUCCAGAACAAGCCUCCAGAUUUUAAAAUAAGCUAUAUGUAAUGUUACAGAUUCAUUCAAAGUUUGAAAGCCCUAAAUUUAAUUAUGGCUAAUAUGCACAGGGUUGCAGUUGAUAGUGUAAAAUGUUUACAAGAGUGCAUGCAGUGGUGUCAUAUUUUCCAAUAAUCUUGGAGUAUUCUUUUGCACAACUAAGAACUAGAGAUAGCAACUGAUAGCAACAGGUGUAUCAACUCUUGAAAAAGAAUCUAAGCAGCUGCUGAAGGAAUUCCUGUAACACAACUGAAUAUAUACAUUGCUGUAGCCAGCUAGGCCUGCAUCAAGGACUUUAGAAUCACUGAUGAAAUAAAAAUCUCAGCUCCAUUACUGGAUUUUUGAUUCUGGAAUCUAUGAAAUAGUUAAGAUGGUUCUAUUCAUAUCUGGAAAAAUUACUUGCAUCUCAGUUUUGUUCAUAUGAAAUGUAUAUGUUUUUGUAACUUAAAGCAGUAAUUCCAAAGCUAUCUUAUUUAAAAUUGCUCAUUUGGAAAACUGUGUUAAAAUAAGGAAUGCGAGUUACAUUUUCAGCAGUCUUAGAAAGUAAAGUUACUAAUAAAUUUGGAUAAUUCCAUGGUGCCUAAAUACCAGUAUACAUUAAUUAUUUUUUAAAAGGUAUAAUCUAUUUGGGUAUUAAUAUGUAUAAAUAACAGGGCCUUCAAAAUUGUAACAAACUCAGCAAUAUGAAUCAGCGUAUUCAUCAUAUGGAUAAAUAAUAUAUUGCAGCUAUAAUAUUUCAAGGGUUCCAUGACAUCAGAUUGUUAAAUUUAAUGUCAAACCUUAGAGGCAGAGUGGUAUGUUUCCAAAUUGUCCAUUUUUCUAAGUAUAGCAAUGUCCCUGAUAACUGUCAAAUUGUUCUCUUUGAAAGUAGUAUAUCAUAGAGAAAACCUUCAGAUGUGAAUACAUUGGAGGUAGAGGAAGGGAGGAAAAGGUAAUUGCCAACUGGGCUAGUGCUUCAUAUUAAAAACAAAACUUAGAGAUUUGCAAUCAAAAUCACAAAGUUUUGGCUAUUGGAAACCAUUGCACUCUGAUCUGAUUCGUUACAUGCACACAUCCUUUCACUGUUGUAGCUCUUAACUGAAAAACUCAUUCACUAUUAUAAGCCUUAUAAGUGUAUGUGUGUGUAUAUUGCAUACAUACACAAAUGCUGUUUGGUAAUAAAACGUGUUACGAAUAAUAUGGUUUGCAUGUGGUAGAAAAGUUAUAUUUAAUCUGGAGGGCUUUUGUAGGCGGUAGAAAAUGUAUUUGGAGAUUAUCUGAAUUAAAAUAAUUUACAAGUAAAUUUAAAAGGAAAGGAUUUAGCAUUUGAGAGAAAGGAAGAAAUUAAAAU